Pogonomyrmex barbatus (red harvester ant) is the source of this 5109-nucleotide messenger RNA. It is a transcript of the gene Oseg6, whose product is annotated as intraflagellar transport protein Oseg6. Gene Ontology annotation, cellular component: cilium; intraciliary transport particle A. Lineage: Eukaryota; Metazoa; Arthropoda; Insecta; Hymenoptera; Formicidae. Gene Ontology annotation, molecular function: protein binding. Gene Ontology annotation, biological process: cilium assembly; intraciliary retrograde transport. The record is from RefSeq and is a predicted model, not a curated record.
AAAAAAAUCAAUACUAUUAAGAUUAAAGAUGCUUAUCAUAAAAGCCAAUAUAUCCUUACAUUAUUCCAUGUAUUUUCCUUAAAAAAAAUUAUCAAAACCAAAUAAGAAAAAAAUCUUGUCAAUCAUUGAUAAUUACAUUAUUUCUGUUUAUCGAGUUAUGCCGGCUAGUUUCUUUCAUCGGCAUGCGGCGGGCGAAUAUGCAAAUUGAUCGUAGGAUGUGGAGUAACGCGAAGCAACACAAAGGUAAACAAUAUGGCCGACGUACGAGAUAUGUCGGUGCGCGGAAGCGGCACUGUCUAAUAAAUCAAUAUUUAAACUAUGCACAUCGUAAUGACAUAUAGACAUAUCAUUUAAAUGCGCGGAUUGAUUAAUUCCUCCGUCAGAGACAAAUUCUCUGCGUUACAAUGUCGUCGGAGAAGGUUCUUUAUCGACUAGACCAACCUCAUGGCAUAGGUAACGUUGAUAUUUCUUGGCGUCCCGGUAACAGCACGCAUCUGGCCACAGCGGGAUCCGACCGGGAUACCACCGUUGCCAUUUUCGAUAGACAAGGAGAUAUUCAAGAGCAAAUACAAAUUUCUGGACCAUGUACCGGUUUCGGCUGGGACUCAGACGGAGAUUUGUUGGCAAUAAUAUCACAAAAUUCAUCCACGAUAAUUCUAUGGGAUGCCACGACCGGGAAGAAGUCCCAAAUAGAUGCAGGUGUAAGAGAUGGGCUUACCUGUAUGAUGUGGGCGAAGAAAACUUGCCUGCUGGCGAUAGGAACGCAGAAGGGGAAUCUGGUCCUUUACGAUCAUAUAAAUGCCAAGCGGAUACCUAUUUUGGGGAAGCAUAAAAAACGCAUUUUAUGUGGCGCAUGGUCGGCAGAUGGUCUUCUUGCUUUGGCAAGUGAAGACAAAGUUCUGACUAUCAGCACAAGUGAAGGAGAUACCCGCCGAGAGAUAACUCUUCAAGGUGAUCCGUCUCAUAUAGAAUUUAGCGAGAUGAAAAUGGAUCAUAGAAUAGGCGGUGAAAAUACGGUAUCACUUAUCGUCGGCAAACAGACACUGUUUCUGUAUAACAUUCUGGAUCCAGAAAAUCCUAUCGAAUUGGCCUUUCAGAAACGUUAUGGUUUAAUUGUAACGUAUAAGUGGUACGGUGACGGUUACAUAUUGGUAGGAUUUGAGGCUGGUUUCUUUAUAGCGAUAUCGACGCAUAUAAAAGAAGUUGGUCAAGAACUAUUUCAAGUCAAGAAUCACAGAGAUACUUUGACGGACAUUGCAUUGAAUCAAAUAGUCGGAAAAGUCGCUACUUGCGGCGAUAGUACGUUGAAAAUACAUAGUCUACAGAAUCUCGAAGAAACCGAGACGCUAAUCACAAUAACCAACGAAAAUGGGAUUAGCAGUAUCGAAUGGUCAACGGAUGGAACGAUGCUGGCAGUCGUCACAUACGUUGGCAAUGUUUUAAUUUAUUUAAUAGAAAUACCGAAAUUGACGAGCGUCUGCGGCAAUAGAAUAGCAUUACUAACGAGUCUGAUGGAAGUGGCCGUACAUCUUUAUACAUUGGAUAAGGACAAACCAAAUCCGCAAAUAAUCAACACUAUAAUAGAACCGGCGAUAUUAGCGGUGGGUCCGGUACAUUUAGCGGUAGGAUUAAACAAUAGAGCGCUCUUCUGGGAUUUGUCUAUAAGUCAUUACGAUAAAAUACACUUCGAGAGGGAUUAUUUGGCUACGAUAGAUAGUAUGCGCUUGAACGAGACGUACGUUUCGGCACUAUUCGACGGGAAAUUGCAGUUGCAUUCGAUUAAAUCCGAUCAAACUCUAACAAAUGAUGGGAAGGACACAAAGAUGUUCCCAGAUUCCAAUUCUUCCCACGGCAGAAUAACUUGUCACGCUCUUUGCUCAGAUUUCCUGGUUUAUGGUAAUGACAUGGGUCAUAUUAUAUAUUUUUGCUUGGAAACGUUUUGUCAAUGUACUGAAUUUGUACAUAACAAUGGAAUAAAGGAGUUAUAUUUGGAUGCGAAUGGAGUACAAUUAUGCUUCAUUGACAAUAAAUCGGACAUUUAUGUAUUUCACCCUAUAAACGAAGCGACUAUUGCCGUGCCCGAUAGUCCUGAUAACAUUGAUGGUAUUCUCUGGGAUCAGAACAUAUUUGAACGUGCUAUAUUUGCAGUUUACAACAAAAGUGUUAUUGUAACAUACAUUUUUGUAAAAUACUUUAUUGAAGGUACCAAAGUGAUAAAAAUAAAUACGACUAAGUUGCCAUCGGACUCACUGCCUUUAUUAAUGUAUUCUGGCGAAGUAACGUUGAGUACGAUGGGUAGUAAACUGAUACAAUUAACAUUAACGUCUCACGAGGAUAUAGGAAAUAUUGUGGAAGCGAAGAAAAUUAAUGAAAUUUUAAAUAAUCAGAUUCUGUGUAGACGUUUUCAACAAGCGUGGAAUAGUUGCGAAAAAUUGAAUGAGAAAGAUGCGUGGCUAAAACUGGGACAAAGCGCUAUCGCAAAUUUAAAUAUCGAAUUUGCUAUUCGCGUAUACCGGCAAAUGGAAGAUGCUGCAAUGGUGUGGACAUUACAAAAUAUUGAAAAUAUAGACGAAUUAGCUCUGUUAUGUGGUCAUGCAUGUUUAUUACUGGGAGAUUAUAACGAAGCUGAAAAGUAUUUUCUACAAUCUUCCGAGCCUGUGCAGGCCUUAUAUCUGAGAAGAGAUUUGAUGCAAUGGGAACAAGCUUUAAGUCUAGCGCAAAAAUUAAAACCUGAUGAAAUUCCUUUUAUCGCCAGAGAGUAUGCUCAACAAUUAGAAUUUACGGGAAACUAUCCAAAAGCUUUGACAAAUUAUGAACGCGGUUUAGUUGACUAUAACACGUCUGCUUUAGCUGCACAAAAUCCUCAUCAUCGAACUCAAUGUUUAGCAGGAAUUGCAAGAAUGUCUAUAAGAUGCGGUGAUAGUAGAAAAGGCGUCGGAAUAGCUAUGGAUAAUGAAAGCUCGAGGUUAUUACGAAAAGAAUGCGCGGAGAUUUUAGAAUCUAUGAAGCAAUUUAGCGAAGCUGCGCAGUUAUAUGAGAAAGCUGAAUAUUUCGAUAAGGCUGCUUCUGCGUACAUAAAAUUGAAAAAUUGGCACAAAGUAGGACAGCUUCUACCACAAAUAUCAUCGGCGAAGAUUAAUAUACAAUAUGCUAAAGCCAAAGAGUCCGAAGGUAAAUACGAAGAAGCUGCGAAAGCAUACGAAACCGCCAAGGACUAUGAUAAUAUAAUUCGAAUUAAUCUGGAACAUUUAAACAAUCCCGCUCGUAGUGUCGAAGUUGUUCAACAAACUAAAAGUAUAGAAGGCGCAAAGAUGGUUGCCAAGUAUUUCCAAAAAAUGAACGAUUAUAAUUCAGCUAUCAAAUUCUUAAUUCUAUCGAAUUGCCAUGACGAAGCUUUUCAAUUGGCUAAUCAACAUGGCAAAAUGGAAUUGUAUGGAGAAAUCUUGGUAAACACGAUUGAUGAUACUAACGUCCGGAAAGAAGAUUUCAGAAGCCUCGCGAUGCAUUUCGAAUCUCAAAAAAACAAUCUUUUAGCUGGAAAAUAUUAUUUCCACGCAAAAGAAUAUCAAAAGGCUCUACGACAUUUAUUAAAAGCUGCGCAAUUAGUACCAGAUGAUGAUAGAGCGAUUACCUAUGCCAUAGAUGCUGUCGCAUCUUCUAAAGAUGAUAAAUUAGCUAAUCAAUUGAUAGAUUUCUUAUUAGGUGGGGACGGAUUACCGAAGNNNNCGAAAUAUCUGUUCCGAUUAUAUAUGGCUAGGAAACAAUAUAAAGAAGCGGCUAAAACAGCGAUUAUAAUUGCUAAUGAGGAACAAAUUAAUGGAAAUUAUAGAAACGCUCACGAUGUUUUAUUCGGUAUGUAUCAAGAAUUGAAAAGAAACAAGAUUACCAUUCCCUUGGAAAUGCAGACCAAUUUAAGACUUUUGCAUUCUUAUAUUCUGGUGAGAUUACACGUAAAAAGAAGCGAUCAUUUGCGAGGUGCCAGAAUGCUUAUAAGGGUAGCCAACAAUAUCUCGAAAUUUCCUUCACAUAUCGUUCCGAUAUUGACCUCGACCGUAAUCGAAUGUCAUAGAGCAGGCUUGAAAAACGCAGCUUUUAAUUUCGCCGCUAUGUUGAUGCGUCCGGAAUAUCGAGGCCAAGUCGAUGCAAAGUAUAGCAAAAAGAUCGAGGCGAUCGUUAGGAAACCACCGAGAACGAAAGAUAUCGAAAAUGAAGACGAGCCUCUGACACCUUGUCCGUACUGCAAGAGCAGAGUUCCCGAGACUGAAGUAACCUGUGAUAAGUGUAAAAACACCAUACCUUUUUGCAUUGCAACGGGACGGCAUAUUAUGGAGGAUGAUUUUACGGUAUGCCCCCGGUGUGACUUUCCGGCCAUAAGAAGUGAAUUUCUAAGAAUUAUUGAAUCCGAGGAGACUUGUCCAAUGUGCUCGGAGAGGAUUAAUUCUGAAGCCGUGUCGUCUAUCACUGAUAUUCAUCCGUACCUUGAUUAUCAGGAGGAAAAGACGAUUAUGAAGACUUAAAUAUGUAAAGAAUCAUAAUGAUUUAAACAUGUAAAAAUAAUUUUUACAUAUUUAAAUACGCUCAUUAAUGUACGAGAGGAAGCACAGCUUAAUUCACGAAAAUUAGAAAUUCAAUAGGAAAAUAGUCUAGAUGUCUACAUCCGUGCAAAUUGGAGGUGCCUUAUUAUUAUUCGUCCGAUUAUGAUAUGCAUUAGGAGGUAAUGUGGCGCCUUACAAAUUUAUAAAUAGUUACGUUCAGCAGUUUACGUUUAUUUUGGAAUUGUUGGGAGUUUUUUGUGCUGAAAUUGGAUUAUGUUUUUAGAUCUAAAGGAAUAAUUCACUCUUAGUACAGAAAAUUUUCAAUAGUUCUGCUGAAUGUGGCUACUAGCAAAUAAGAUAUUCCGGUUGACUUGAAAGUGAAGGUCAGUAUUCUCGAUAACAGUGCCGUCCACUAGAAGUACAAUUUAUUUGAGUACAAGUAGAUUAUAUAUAUAAAAUAUAUGUACAAAAAAGCCAGUGUCAUUUGCUAUGUAAAAUGCGUUUUAAUGUAGAUGAUUGCCAUAAAUAAAACAACUCAUUGAAUAUAUUCGAUGAGAUUUGCAUAAAAAAAAAA